AGGAAAAGGAGGAAGAGAAGGAGUAAAGAAAGAAGAGAGGAAGGAGGAGGUAUCAGUUACUCUGGCGUCUCGUUCAUCUCGUCCAGUUCGGUUCACGUUCGUGUUCUGUCGCGUGCAAAAGAAGACACACAUUACAUAUAUAUAUCUAUAUAGAUUUGUUUUCGUCUUUUUCGUUAACAUUCGAAUUCACGAAGACGCCCCUCGUAGACUCGCGUGGCUACCCUCCGCGACCGCACCUGUCUCGGUCGCGCGCGCACCUUUUCUAACACAACACACAACGAUAACCACAAACAGGAAUCAACAAACCCAACGAUGAUUGAACAAAACCAAAAGAAGAAUUAAAAGAAGAAGAAUAAGAAAAUAGAAAGAGACAGGAACUAUCAACAGGAGGAACAACAACAACAACAACAGUAACAGUAGCAGUAGUAGCAGCACCAACCCAGCAUCAGUACCAGAACCAGUACCAACACCAGACUACGAAGAAUUUCCUUCACGAUGUCGCGUUGGGAACCCGCGAAGUGUGUCGUUGCUAUUUUAAAGUAGUACGUAUAUUCCGAGCUCGGAGGACGUUCGUCUCGUUCGUUUAUUUAGUUAGUUAGUUAAUUUUAUUCGUUCUCACUAUUUUCUAACGAUAUUUCUACGAAUGGUUAAUACUUCUCCAUGAGACGGCGCACCAAAUGACGAGGAGACAGAGAAAAAAAGAAAACAAAUUAAAUGAGAUAAGAAUGAGAGAAAAUGAAAAGAGAAGAACGGGGAAGGAAGAAGAUCAUUUCGUUUUUCGCGCGAAAAAUUGAAUAAUAAUAAUAAUAAUAAUAAUAAUAAUAAUAAAUCAUUGAUCGAAAAGUGUCAUCGAUCUUUCACGUUAUACGUUUAUCGUGUUGUUAGUGAGAAAAAAGUGUUGUUAUCUGUAUAACACGGAAGAAUGAAGAUGAUAAGAAUGAAUGUACGAGUCAAAUAUGUUCUUUUACGAUACACCAAAGACACGUUAAUCACUCGUCAAAGUCUACUUACGUUCACGAUAACAGAGAGAUUAAUUGAAAAAAGAUAGAACGAUUAGAACGAACGUUUGAAAAGAAAAAAAAAAAAAGCUUAAUCCCUUUGGAUCUCGUUGGAAGAUAUAUAUUACGUUCUACAAAAAAAUAUACCUGCACACACACACACAUACACACACACAGAGAAAAGAAAUUUUACGAGCGAUAUAAUAAUAAAAAUCAUCGCAACGAAGUGUAAACUUUUUUGUUUGUUUCUUCCAUUUAAUACGAAAGAGAUGAUUGCCUAUUAUAUUGGAAAAAUAAAAAGAAAUAAAGACAGAUAGAUAGGUAGAUAAUAAUAAUAACAAUGUAUGGGAUCGAAAGCGCGUGCGCGUUGACGUGCGUGUUGUGUUUGGUGCACGUCAAACGAGAUCACGCUACGAGAUAAUUACGACGACAAGUUGUCCCCGUGGAUGAAUGAACGUGACCCGCACAUUUUUUCUUACACUACACGGAGAUAGAAAAAGAAAAGAAGAAAUUAAAGGUGAAAUAAUAAAGGGUGGGAAAAUAAUAGAAAAGGUAGGAGUACGUGGAAGAAGAAAAAGAAAAAGAAGAAGAAGAAGAAGGGGAACGUUGCCUAUCUUCAUAGGUGAGAACGAUAAGAAAAGGAAGAAGAAAAAGAAGAGGAAGUGGAAGAAGAAUAAGAAGAAUAAGAAGAAGAAGAAGAGAAUAGCGGUUUCCAAGGCUUUUAGAUUUGUUCGCAACGUGCCAACUUUAUACAACACCUUCGUGAUAUACGCGAGUGCCAAGAACUGCUACUUUCGUGUAUAUAAUAAUAUACACGUGUAUAAUAAAUAUAUAUAUAUAUACACAUUAUAUACAUAGUCGUGAUCUUUUUUCUUUUUUUUUUUCUUACGUUAGAAAAGAAAGUUUAACGGAAGGAAAAUAAGGGGAAGAAGGUAGAAGAAGAAGAGGUCGACGUAUGCGAUCGGCAAUAAUUUGUGUCCACCAAAAUCCGAGUUUUAACUCGAUUUAUUACUCCACUUAUCCCUACCUCCCUCCCUUCCCACCCUUCCGUUCUCUUCUGUUCCAUAUAUAUCUAUCUUUGAUUUAUCGUGAAUUAUUGUUGUUAUGAGAAUCGUGGAUUAUAAUGGAAAGGAAAAGUACCGAAGCAAGACCGAAGAUCGAAAUCGUACGUGUCUCAUCCAUCGAACGGCGAAACUUUCGUCCCUUGGAUGGGGUGCAACUUCGUGCUGCCUAUAGUCACGUCAGAGUUGGAAUUUAUUGUCCGGAACCGGAAACGAAACCAGUCGUCGUUUGCGAUAGCAAACCGCCCAUCGAAUACACGAGAAAAUUUAAAAAAAAUUUGGGACCAGUAUCGAGACUGUUGAGACGUCGUCAUCACGCGACGUGUCUUGCAACUAAAUCCUGUGAUAACAUUUAUAGCGUGAAUAGAAAUAGUAAUUCGUUGGAUUGGAGAUUAGGACAGAAUGCGAACGAACAAGGAUUACAAUCUCGACAAAGUGGUAGCUUAGACUGGAGAGUUGGAAGAUCUGUCACUUUCGGUUCUAACAAGCUUCAUUGGCGAGAUGCCACUCGUAGUGCAGAACAACUUUCUGCCAAUACUCCGAUCGGUUCUGAUCAUAUUCAAACGCCAAGUACCAAAUCAAAACUCGUAUCGUUACUUAGGCGACUCUCACCUCGUCUUUCACGACCAGGAAGUAAAGGAUCCUUGCAAUCGUCGCCGACUAUUUGUCCAUGGGUCCAAGUUGAAUAUUCGACGGAAUCGAUCGAUGCCUCCAAACGAGAAGAGUCCCAAGAAAGUGACUUGACCUUUCAACAGGAAUUACAGUUGAACGAGUUGAGAAAACGAAUGGCUGGAAUCGCUUCAACUUCUCAGGUUAUUACAAAAUCUACAAACGAUAAUGAAGAUCAAAUAGUGCCACAUCCGACCUUUGAAGUACAGGAAUCCAACAGCAUCCAUCGUAACGACUACAUCCAUACAGCCGUGCACGAGAAUCGUUGCGGGGAGGAAGAGGAGGAGAAGCAGAAGCAGAAAAAACAACCACCAUCAUCGUCGUCAUCGUCGUCAAGGGAUUGUCGUCGAACGGGGGUCGAUCGCGAAUCGAGUCGACGUGGGGUGGUGGUGGUGGGUGGUGGUGGAGGCGUUGGAGGAGGAGGUGGAGGAGGAGGAGGAGGAACACCAGGAACAAGAACACCGACCGAGUUAGUAGUACCAGGCCUGGAGGAGGAAUUUCUUGGAGAAUCCUACGUCGCGACGUCCCAGGUACAACCCGGGACUGGGUUGAGUUCAGUAGUUCCACGACGUACUACAACAAGACCCCUUUCUUUGGCCGUACAACCUAUCAACUAUCAUCGUCUUGAUCCGGACGCCACUAACGACGAACUCGAUCAUCAACAACAACAACAACAACAUCAUACACCUCAUCAUCUUCGACCCAACAUGACCAGUCAGGACAGCAUCGGAAGUUGCAGCUUGGACGUCGAUCGUUCCGUCUCCGACCGAUCAGAAAAUACCGUAGAUUCCGUAUCCGAGAGAACGCUGCACAGCCUGAACUUGUCGUGUAACGGUGAACAACAAAAGCCGGAAAAUUUGGUGAACGGUAGCAGCGAGACGCUGCAAAAGUCACAUCUUCUCACUCCUCCCGAUGAUAAGGUGAUCGUCAGCAAUGGUCAUCGUUGCAGUCCCGAGCAACAAGAACAGCUGACAGCGAAAAAACCUAGUUACUUGGGAUUGGCUUGCAGUAUAAGCGGUUACUCGGGCAUCACCAGGUACGAUAGUAAAUUGAGAGAAGGUUUCCGAUCGAGAGAUAGCAGCCCUGGAACAAGACUGAUUACUAGGGAUACUAGUCCUGCAGGUUUCAAAUCAAACGAGAAUUUAAGUGUUCCGAUACAUCAUUAUCCGCCUAAAAGUCAAUCAAUUUCGCCACUCGCAAUGGAUCGACAAAAUGGUUUUUCUAACGGCAUGAAGGAAGAGUGUAAGAUAGAAACUUAUAGAGAAACAAGAAAUACGAUGAGUAUAUGUCAGGGCUUCUCUGAGGUCGAUAAAGGGGUAUCCUUACAUACAACGUUUCCGGAUGUCAGUCCCAUAAGGGUAAAUUCUUCCUCGAGAAGGAGUCCUGGGAUCGUUCAAAUGAUGUCUUGCGGUCAACAAACCAAAUCUUUUUCACCGAAUUUUGCGGAAUCUUCACCUAAAUCUUCUACGAUAAAUAUUUCUAAUACGUCGUUUAGCGAAACAAGUAUAUUAAACGGUUCAAAUAUCGAUAUAGAAAAUCAAACUACGAAUACCUCAUCUAGCAGCGAAAAAUCAUUCAUCCAACAACGCGUUGAACGGCUGUACGGUCCGGGUGCUUUGGCACAGGGUUUCUUUUUUAAACGCAGCGUUACUAAACUAAACGUUACUGACAAUAGUUUCAAUAAAUAUAAUAAUAAUAAUAGCGAUACCUCGAUGGACAACGUUAAUACGGAAGAAUCGUUGAAAAAUUUGCCAGUUUUAAGACAUCUACGACCUGAAUUCCGUGCUCAACUUCCAGUUGUCAGUUCUAGAAAACCAACAGAUGGUUCCGAACAAAUAAUAAAACCAUUGCGAAGGAUAUCGCCAGCUCCGCGUAAAACCGAGCAACAAUCUAAAACAUGUAAAACCGCACACGUAUCAGAAAGUGUCACGGAAUCGGGAACUCAACACAAUAACAGCAUAGCGAGUAUACCGGAUCAACAACCCGCAGCACCUAAGGUAGUGUUACCUGUUCUAGAACCUAGUGCUAGUUCCGGUAACGUUGCUAAACAAAUGCAGGAGACAGAGAAAACGACUGAGGAAAAGGAUGGAAAUUAUUUUUUGAAACUGUUGAAACAAGAAACGGACAGACUUUUGUCAUUAGCUGCGUCAGCGGAAGCAGAGUUGGCCAGUGGCGAUCCCGUUGCAUUACCCGAGGAAGCAGCUGGUAAAUUGAGAUCUGCUGCUGGCAAAGCGAGAUUACUCGCUUCGCAAAAGAUGCAACAGUUCGAAGGAUUGUGUCAAAAAAAUAUUAAUCAAGUGCCAGGCGAAGAAUUUCCAACAACGAACGAAGACUUGGCCGGAUUUUGGGAUAUGGUGAUGCUACAAGUAGUUCAAGUAAACGAACUCUUCGAGCAAAUUGAAAAAUCGAAAAAAUCGCAGUGGCAAGAGAUUGUGCCGGAGAAAAAAAAUAAUGCAUCACUUUCGCAGAAUGGUAAUACUGCCAAACGUCGUAUAACACCUGUUCAUAAAACAAAGCCUACUGCGAACAGCGAAGCCAAUAAAAAGGCACGAGAAGCAAGGGAGCAAGCGAGACGACAAUUGAUUGAAGAAAAACGCCGAGCAAUGCGUUCUUCUAAUAUGCAAAAUCAAGAUAAUACGGUGAAAAUAUUUGCUCCCGAAACGUAACAGCUAACGUAAAUUCCCUUUUUGAUCGCAAGAAGACUUCUUUUCUUUCCUUGCUUUUUUUUUUAAUUUUUUUUUAUUAUUAUUAUUUUUUUUUUUUUCUAAUCUUUUUUCUUAAUUCUUCUUUUUCUUUUUUCUUUUUUCUUUUUAUUUUUAUAUACGAACAUUAUUCUCGAAUUAUAAUUCCCCAUUGGCAUUAGGAAUGACAACUUUAAACGUAGGCUACAUUCCUGUACGAUAUUAACGAAUCACACUGGUAGUAGUUGUUUAUUGCUAUUUUAUGCACAAUGCAUAGGUGAGGAACAAUUUUGCAAUAUGGCAAAGAAUUUAAUAACAACGCGUUUACGAUUUUCGCUUUCCUCGAGAAAUAACAAUAAUAAUAAUAAUAAUAAUAAUAAUAUUUAAAGAAAAAAAAAAAGAAUAAUAAUAAUAAUAAUAAUAGUAAGGGAUCGUGUUAUAUUUAACAAGCACAUAGAAAGAAAAAAAGAAAAGAAGAAACAAAAAAUCGUAAAUCAUCGUAUAUAAUCAGUAUUUCGAAUUAUUUAUCGUUAGAGGAUUUAUUUAAAAAGAAGAAGAAGAAAAAGAAGAAGAAAAAAGAAAAGAAAGAAAAAAAAAAGUAACAUUGAAAAAUAUUUUUAUCUUUAAAAUUUAGAAAGACAUACAUAUAAGUGUUAACAUUAUUGCAAUCAAAAUCUACAAUUUUAACAUCGAUAUUAGAAUUUAAAUAGACGAACGAGCUUUAUCAUAUCUAUAUUUGCAAUUCGUGAUAAUUAUUGUUUAUAUUUUUGUUUAUACAAUUGUAGUCUAAAGACUGUCAAUUUAUCAUUCUAAUCAAUUCCCCCUCCCCCACCAAUCAAUCCACCCAUUUCCAUCAUCAUCGUCAUCUCAAUUUAAUCUUGUCGUUUCCAUUAUUUCUCUAAUUUAUAGUUUGUAAUUGUAUUUAUGUUCUUUUUAUUGUAUAUCAGUAUAAAUGUUUCACGAAUCGACGUUCUUAUCCGUUUCUUUUUUUUUUUUUUUUUAUUUUGCAUUGAUGCGUUCGAUAUCUAUUUGUAUUUUUCUUUUUUCCUUUUUUUUAUAAUUGUUUUUUUUUAUUUCAGAAAAUCACAAAAUACAUUGAUACGUAUGCAUAAAAAAAAAAAAAAAAACAAAAAAAUGUCUUCAACGAAAUGUUAUAAACAUCUCGUGAUGCGUCGACGUAAAAAAAAAUUUUAACGAAUUUGUUAUAAUACUGUUGCACUCACACAGAUAAUUCACCGAUCAAUUCUUUUUUUUAUAAACGUUGAUUGAAACUAAAGCAAAGAAUUAGAUAUUAAGUUUGUAAGCGGUAUAUUUUAACAAACUAACAUAUAUAUAUAUAUAUAUAUAAAAAAAAAGAACACACGUGAUUUUCUACAAUUUUUAUUAUUCUACUAUAUAGAUUAUGUGGAUAUUUUUGAAACAGACGAAUUUAACAAUAGUCAUAUAUUAUAUUACAUUGCCUAAAAUUUAUUAGUUUAAUUUUUCUUUUGUUUUUAUUUUUUCUCCAUAACUUUUGUAAUAUAUUAUUAUCAUUGCUGAAACGAUUCCAAUGGUUUUUAAUGUCAUUGCUUUUUUUCUUUUAUCUCUAACGAUUAUUAUUAAUUUAUAUUCACGCGUAUACAUAUAUAUAUGGAAACAAUAAAAACUAAUAGAUUUAUACAAGUAUAUUACAUAUAUUAAAUAUAUGAUAUAUACGUCUAUUAUACUAAAGAAAGUUCUAAAAUCGUUUACGAGCUAAAUCUAUAAGAAAGAAAAAAAAAAAUGCUAAUAAAA
Polistes canadensis is the source of this 7182-nucleotide messenger RNA. RefSeq lists its product as uncharacterized. Bases 2122 to 5394 code for a protein of 1090 amino acids. Gene Ontology annotation, biological process: signaling. Gene Ontology annotation, molecular function: molecular adaptor activity. The transcript is spliced from 15 exons. The record is from RefSeq and is a predicted model, not a curated record. Gene Ontology annotation, cellular component: postsynaptic specialization; glutamatergic synapse. Lineage: Eukaryota; Metazoa; Arthropoda; Insecta; Hymenoptera; Vespidae.